This is a messenger RNA of Penicillium manginii, 684 nucleotides long. Its product is annotated as EXPERA domain-containing protein. Gene Ontology annotation, biological process: sterol biosynthetic process. Gene Ontology annotation, cellular component: endoplasmic reticulum; membrane. Gene Ontology annotation, molecular function: C-8 sterol isomerase activity; cholestenol delta-isomerase activity; steroid Delta-isomerase activity. The transcript is spliced from 4 exons. Lineage: Eukaryota; Fungi; Ascomycota; Eurotiomycetes; Eurotiales; Aspergillaceae. The record is from RefSeq and is a predicted model, not a curated record. The coding region runs from base 1 to 684 and encodes 227 amino acids.
AUGGCGACCGCACUGAAUCACCCUUUUUACCCUCUUGAUCUCAACCCUAUUGGCUAUGUUUCCAAUACGAUGAGCAUCACUGCCCUGCUCGGAACAUUCACUGUUGCCGUUGCUGGUGUUAUCGUAUUCACCUCGGCUGUUUUAAAGGCCGCAAAGCCGAACUUAUCACGGACGGACAAAAUUCUGGUUGGAUGGUUUGUCUUUAGUGGUUGCAUACACUUCAUUCUGGAAGGGUACUUUGUAUACAACCACAAAACCAUGCCACGUAGACUAGAUCUUCUAGGUCAGAUGUGGAAGGAGUAUGCGAAGGCUGACUCUCGAUACAUGACCAUGGAGCCUUUUGUACUUUGCAUGGAGACUAUUACAGCUUUUGCGUGGGGGCCCCUAUGCUAUAUGGUCGCAUGCAUGAUAAUUUCGGAGUCUCCGCACCGACACUCAACACAAAUGAUUGUCUCCUUGGGCCAACUAUACGGCGAUAUUUUGUAUUAUGCAACAAGCAUAAUGGAGGAAAUCUACCAUGGAAGGUCUUAUGCCCGCCCGGAGACUUUCUAUUAUUGGGGGUACUUCAUCUUCCUCAAUGCCUUCUGGAUUGUUAUUCCAGCCUUCUGCAUUUACCAAAGUUACUCAAAGAUGACGGGGGCGUUUCGACAAGCCUCCAGUACCUCUGUCAAAAAGAAUGUGUGA